AUGGCAGAGCAACGUGCUACGAUUCCAGGACGAGUGUUUGCUGUGAUGAAAGAAGAGGCUAGAGCAUCUUCAAACCUAAUCAAAAGUAUUAUUUCUAUCUAUGGUAAUAGAAUUGAAGCUUUAUUUGAUUCAAGAGCUACACAUUCAUUCAUUUCAAAAGAAUGUGUGGAUAGAUUAAAGUUAGAACUGAAAGAGUUGCCUAUAAUAAUUAAAGUGACUACGCCUUCUGGACUCUCAAGUAAUACUAGCAGAGCAUGUCAGAGAGUUGAGAUUGUAUUUGAGGAUCGAGUAUCUGUGAUCGAUCUGAUUUGCAUUUUCAUAAAAGGGAUUGAUGUAAUAGUUGGCACUGAUUGGCUUACAGCUAAUAAUGCUACGCUAAACUAUGCCAGGAAGUUAGUGUCUUUGCCGAUGUCAUUGACAAGGACUACUUCUACUGAGCAACUUAGGUUCCUAUCAGUUGUGCAAGCUAAGAAGCUAAUCAACCAAGGGUACAAUGCCUACAUAGUAGUUUGUACUGCCAGCAGUGUGUAUGACAAUGGUAUUUAG
Messenger RNA from Prosopis cineraria, 546 nucleotides. RefSeq lists its product as uncharacterized. The coding region runs from base 1 to 546 and encodes 181 amino acids. The transcript has a single exon. The record is from RefSeq and is a predicted model, not a curated record. Lineage: Eukaryota; Viridiplantae; Streptophyta; Magnoliopsida; Fabales; Fabaceae.